Molecule: messenger RNA, 999 nt
Organism: Cylindrotheca closterium
Lineage: Eukaryota; Bacillariophyta; Bacillariophyceae; Bacillariales; Bacillariaceae
Source: the annotation of a GenBank genome assembly
AUGGCAAAGAGAGGAAAGAAGAAAACGCUGUCUGGCCGACAAGGGAGCACCGUCGUGGGAUCAAAAACAGUGGGGAACGAGAAUCAAAAUUCUUCGCCGGGGGGCAAUCAUAAAAAAAGUGCUGCUUUGCAUUCAGAAGAACGAUCAUCCCGUCGUAUUUGUCCAGAGACCAUCAAGGGAACCGAUGACAUGGGCCGGUUUUAUAGCUGCCAUGACGAACUGCUAUCCUUUCAAAAAGCCAAUCAAGAGGGGUUGUACCAUGCCAACUCGAUGUGGUGGGCCAAUGGCGGAUACAACGGAAGCAACGACGAGCAGGCCAUGAUUGGCGAUGAGGGGGGUGAAGAGGAUGCUGAGGAAGGCCUCGCCUUUUUAGAUCGAUUCCUUGCCCUUGACAACAAGAAAGCAACGGACGACUCGUUGCCCCAUGAACACCCUCCGUCAUCUCGUCAGAAUAAUCCUCGUCAGCAGCGUCGUCGUUUUGAUCAUGCAAUUGAUCUCGGCGCAGGAGUCGGCAGGGUGACCAAAUUGCUCCUGCUCAAACGAUACGGAGAAGUUCGUCUUGUAGAAGCUGAUGAAGGAUGGUCUAAACGAUCUAAGGUCUAUCUAGGCAGAAAGCGAGCUUCUCGAUGUAGCUUUAGCCACCAACGCCUCGACACGUUGACCAAGGCAGAUGUGCAAGGCUGGGGAGAACCCGCCGAUCUCAUGUGGGUUCAAUGGACGUUGCAAUAUCUCAUUGAUACCGACGUGGUCGACUGUCUGAAAGUAUUAGCAGGUGGACUUCGGGAAGGUUCGGGAGUCUUGAUUGUUAAGGAGAAUCGUCCGUAUGGAACACAGCGGGAAGAUAGGUUUCAAAUGGACAUGCCACAAGGGGUCAAUGAGAGGUACGAUAUCACCAGAACUGAUAACCAUCACCGGUUACUCUUUCAGCAAGCCGGUUUGAGGGUUUGCUAUACCGAGCGUGGCGAGGAAACAAAUGUAUACGCUUUAACUGCUAUGUGA